UGUAAUAUAACUAACUAUAUAUCAGGCACCCAAAGAAGGGUCCAUAGCCAAAACUUUGUGGUUUCUUCUCUUUUCAGCAUGGAAUAAACCUAUUACUUGUUCCUUUACAGCCUACGCAUGCUGACACAGCUCCCCACCUGAACUAUAUGUCUAGUUCACUAAUAUAGUAUGACGAGCAAGGCUGGCAAGUUGGCCUACAGAUUUUUUGCAGCCUUUCUAGUGUUGUCAUAUUCUCGCUUGCUGGAUGUGUUCCCAGUGCUAUUAGCCAUUUGUUAGGCCAAGAGCAUCAUCAGGCGGCGUCACUGUGAGAUCACGGACGCUCCCAACAAAUGUGUAUCGACUGAAUUGCCCCUCCACUGAAAAUAAUGGGAGACAGUGAACGGGCAUUACUGACAAUUAAAGGAGUUUCCCAGGGAGCCGCAAUCCACAGCAGCUACAUGCAGGUUGAACUUGCUCCAUCCCCCCGCCCCAAGUCAACACCCCCAGCAUGCACACAUAGAUUAGAGACACAGCCUUGCAGAGGGAAGGGACUGGGGGCGGGGGGGAGCCAUCCCCAGACUCACUGGAGCCAGGAAUUAAUGGGUUCAUUCCCAGUCGAAUGAGACGUCUUAAUUACCACACUUGUGAAAACUCAGAGGGGCGGGGCAGGAGGGGAGGAGGCCUGCUUUGAUCUUCUCCUAAACGAAUUGCAAAUGAAGUGGCCGAAUCCUUCAUAAAUACAGCAGCCCGCAGCCAGGGAGGCCAGCAAAGGCUAAGGGAGAGAACCGCUGGAACUGGAGGAGCGCACUCGGCCAUCUCUGCCUACAUCACCAGGGGACUCCUGCGGAAACCGGACAGCUGGGCUCUCCGGGGGCUGAACAACUACUUUGCCAGUUGAAAAGACUUGGGAUUUACUGCAGGCUGAAAAACAGGAUUUACUUAAAAUACUUUCUUCUUUCUUUCGCCUUCUUCCUUGAUGAAGGUGAGGGUUUAUGAGAUUUAGCUGCCGCAUUCUCCUGCAAGGAAUACAUUUGCACACAGGCUCUACUCUUACGAACUCUAUAGACGGCGACACCAUGAAGGGACACUUCUCCGUAGAGUGGCUCUCCCAGAGUAGCCAGAAGACCAGGCCAGCAGCCCGCUGUGACGUGGUCACAGAGGAGCCCUGUAUGUCCAGCACUCCCCCGGAGAGCUUGCCAGGGUUCUACAACAGCCAAGAGGGGCGUCCCAUCUACCAGGAGCUGCUGAGAGGCAGGCCGUGGACUGGCCAGGACACCCCCUCUCUCUCCCAGCGCCCAGCCCCAAACCCGGGCACCAAAACUGACCCGCAGGCAGGCUCCCAUGCGCUUGAGCCAGAGAUCGCCAGCGGCACAGAGGAAGAGGAAACGUCAGGGUAUGAGAGUGAGGGGGGUCAGUCAGCCUCCCCCGCUGACCCACCAGGCGGCUCCUCCUCCUCACCACCGACCCCUCCAGGGCGCCGGCCGCGCACAGCCUUCACCUCCGAGCAGAUCAGCCGGCUGGAGAGGACCUUCAAGAAGCACGCCUACCUGGGCACACGCGAGAAGGAGGAGCUCUGCAGGAAGCUCAACCUCUCCGAGAAGCAGAUUAAAAACUGGUUCCAGAACCGCCGGAUGAAGCUGAAGCGCACCCUGCAGGACGCCCUGGCCCAGGCCUGCCACGUCAAGGUGGCCUCCCAGCUGCUGCACUACCCUGAGCUCCAGGCUUUCGGGCCUAGUGCCUACUCUGGCUACUACCCAAAUCAGGACAGCACAGCGGCCUACCUGCCCCUCCCGGGACUGCCUUAUGCCCCAUCCCAAGCGCUGGGACACCUGUCUGCGCUGCCGCUGGAGGCACAAGUCCACCCGUACAGCGUGCCACCCUUCGUCAUGCCACCCCACAGUGCAGGCACUGGCAGCCCCCCCGUCAUGGCACGGUACCACCCCUAUGCACCCCGUUAUUAAAGGGGCUGCCGCGGACUCUCCCACAGUAAUUGGAAAUGUAUCCCUGCGGCUCUGUGGGGCCCACAUUCCGGUACGAGCAAGGACACUAGUUUGGCUCUUGGGAGAAACUUUCCCAGAACAGUCCCCCAGUGGGGUCUGCAUUGCAUCAGUCCCACACUGCAUUCUAGAGCCUGGGGGUGAGGAGGCUGGAUCUGUUCUCUCUCUCCUGGUGUAGGAGACAAAAAGGACACUCCUGCUGGACCUGGACAACAACUCACUGUGUCAGCCAGGAAGAAUCUGUGCAUCCCCGCCACUGGCUGGAUCAAGGAAUCCUCUGUUUCUGCCUUUAGGGAUUACCUGUGUUCUCCCUCCCAAAGUAGUAAGCUGUAUUAGCAACAGUCCUGUUGCAACAGGUUGUAGAAGCAGAAAACUGCGCUCUCUGGAGGCUUUAAGCCCAUUGUUGGUGCUCAAAUCUGUAACGUGACAGCAGAGAACAUGUUACCUGGGAAUGUUAUGAACUCUUGAUCUCUGAGAAUUAGAAGACACAUUCUGUAAUUGUACUGGGGUUUACAAAAGCCAGGGCAUAGUGCAAUAAUUAUUUUCCUGUCUUUGUUUGUGUUGUCCUGUGAUGUAAUAUUUAAAUCACGAAAUGUACAUACUAUAUUAUU
Lepisosteus oculatus (spotted gar) is the source of this 2587-nucleotide messenger RNA. It is a transcript of the gene ved, whose product is annotated as ventrally expressed dharma/bozozok antagonist. Lineage: Eukaryota; Metazoa; Chordata; Actinopteri; Semionotiformes; Lepisosteidae. The record is from RefSeq and is a predicted model, not a curated record. Gene Ontology annotation, biological process: neuron projection morphogenesis; spinal cord motor neuron cell fate specification; central nervous system development. Gene Ontology annotation, cellular component: nucleus. Gene Ontology annotation, molecular function: sequence-specific double-stranded DNA binding.